Molecule: messenger RNA, 5149 nt
Organism: Schistocerca gregaria
Lineage: Eukaryota; Metazoa; Arthropoda; Insecta; Orthoptera; Acrididae
Gene: NT1
Product: neurotrophin 1
Exons: 11
Coding region: 295-2403 (702 amino acids)
Biological process (GO): innate immune response; regulation of Toll signaling pathway; central nervous system formation
Cellular component (GO): extracellular region
Molecular function (GO): growth factor activity; Toll binding
Source: RefSeq, a predicted model, not a curated record
UAAAAAAAAAAAGAUUCGUGCGACGAGCAACUGAAGAUGCCAGAAGCCGAAACGUCGUGCUCUUGCCGAGAGUGCUGCUCGCGGUGAAGGACGCCUGUGUUGUUGUUGUUGGUGGUGGUGGUGGUGCUGCUGCUGCUCGGACAGCCCCUUGUUGACGUGCUAGGGUCUAGUGUGAGAAAGUGAUUUGGACUUUUCCCAGCUGCACUUUGUCUCAUAUAUGACGACGCGCGGGAGGUGAAAACUAGCAGUGAAGACUUGUGCGCGCUUAAAACAGAAUCGGCCACUGGACAGCAGAUGAAGAUGGUUUCUUCGAAAUGGAAUGUGACUGGACGUCUCGCAGUUCUUCUGGUGUUGGUGGCGGCGCUGCUUUCGCCGAGUGGGGCUUCCCCUUCGCCCUCGGCAGCACUGGACGACCUGGAUCUGGAUGAUUUGGACCUGGACGACCCGCAGCUGGAGGACGGCCUGGAGGCGGUGGGGGUGGUGGGGACGGCGGAGGUGGCGCAGCCUCAUGAGGACGAGCACGUGGGGGAGGUGAUGCUCAGCGGGCACGCGGAACCCACGGUGGCACAGAAGGAGACCGACGUCUACAGGCUGGUGUCUUCGGCGAUGCGCCAGCCGUCGCUGCGCCGCCAGCUGUCGCAGAUCCUGCCCAUCGUGCGCGCCAUGACGCCGGCGCAGCGGCUGGCGCUGGCGGCCAUGCUGUCGCAGGCGGCGGCGGGCCGCGCGGCCGCCGCGGGGAUUCCCCUGGGCGGAGCGGCGAACGCGCCUGCGCAGAAGCUGCUGCUGCCGCUCAGCUGGGACAUCGCCAACCUCAUCACGGCCAGCGCCGCCGAGGCCGACGGCGGCCGCCUGCUACGCGACACGCAGGUGGGAGGAGCGCCGCAGGCUCAGGAGCUGAGGCGACGGAUGGGCGGCGGCCCCAGCGGCUCCCGCCGGUCGCCACCCCCGCCGCCCCCGCUGACCAGACCAGUGCCGCCGCCGGUGGACCUGCCCCCACCACCAGGGAACAACAGGAGGAACGGCCUCGUCACUACCGACUUCCAGCCACCACCUCCGCCGCCGCCGAAGAUGCACCGGCCUCUGACGCCGCCCCCGCCGCCGCCUCCGCCCGCGCCGCACGACCUGCCUCCGACGCCCGCCACAGGAGAGCAGCACCAGCAACAGCUGCCGACGACGUUUCGGCCUUUGCCCGCUAGGCCGCAGCACCGCCUGGAGACGGCCGACAACGACCCGGAGCCGCAGUCGUGCAACUUGGUGGCCACCGACCUGUGUCUGGAAUCCGACGACUACCCAGACUCUGCGAUCCUGGCGAGCAUCCGGCGCAGCCAGGGCUCGAUGGACGCCAUGCUGCUGGACAGCGGCCAGCGCUCCACCUCGCCGGCGCCUGCUGCAGACAGACGGCCGGAUUCGCCCUUGGCCGCUGCGCUGACGUCAUCGCAGACGUCGGAGUCCGGCACGGCGUCGCUGUGCGCGUCUCGCACACAGCUGGCCAGGCCGAGGCGGGCUCGCGCCACCAGCGGGCAGUGGAAGUUCGUCGUCAACGUGGGCGAGUACACCCAGACGCUGCGCCUCGACCUCUGUCUAAAGCCUCGUGAAAGCUGCGGCCUGCUACCGGACAACGUGGAGUCGCGCUGCCAACAGGUAUACAACUACCACCGCCUGCUCACCUGGGACAACGAGCGAGGGCUCCACAUGGAUAUCUUCAAGGUGCCCACGUGCUGUACGUGCCAGGUGACCGCCGUGCACCCGCUGCUGCAGCGGCCAAGCAAGCAGCCGACGCAGCAACAGCAACAGCAGCAGCAGCAGCAGCAGCAGGCCGGCGCCAAACACCACGAUGUCGACAACGACGCCGACGCGGCGGCCGCCGUUCCGUCCCGGCUGCCAUCCAUCACCACCCCGUCGUCGGCGCCCACGACGCCACCGCCCAGCUUCCUGCCGACGCGGCACGGCUUCCGGCGCCCAUCCACGCACCCUGUCACCGGCUCCCCAGGCUACCUGCCGCCUCGGGGGCCGCCGCUACCGCUCGCCGACCACGGAGGCGCAGACGUCGACUCCCGUCUCAGCUGGCUCAAGCGCAACCGCUCAUCCCUCUACAACAGGUACCCUCCGCGGAGGCCGAAGCCGCACGUCAUCUCCUCCGACUCGAUCCGGCGCGGCGCCACUACGAGGCAGCCGCAGGCGCCGUCGCCGCCGACUCUGCCGACGCCGCCGGACGCCGCCACCCCCAGCCCUGACGGCCUGAGCGUCGGCGCCGCACCGGGCCCCCACCGGCGCGUCAACUACAGCUACCACCCCAUCAUAGACUACAUCCGCCAGCAGCAACUCGCCGAGCAGCCGGCGGCGGCGCUGCAGUCGCGCUCCGGCGAGGGCUGGACGCCCAUCGGAGGAGGAGCCGCCGCGUAGGAACAACUGCUUUCGACGUCCACUGGAGACAUGCAGUCGUGUUCACGUGCCACUUUACGCGGUCAGGGGCCCUCCACCACGUAGCUGACGCUGCAGUGUUGGUAUCCGGCGCAUGACGCAGUUUGGAAUAUCCUUAAGAAAAGCCAAAUCAAGGAUGUAACGUUUUCGAACCUGGCUGAAAACUGACUCUAUAUAUCUACUACUGUGCAGAUACAAGAGGUCGUGAAAACAGAGACAAUUGUUUUCUCCUCUACUUAAACAAAAUGGAGCCUUUACCGGAUUAUAACGUCAAAGGUUCUUUAUCAGGCAGUGUUGACAGACAAGCGUUCGUAUAGCGUUUACUGCCACUACGGUUAAACACGCUAUAGCUGAGGCGCCUUACAGCAAAGAAAGACAUGGGAAUCUAACGUCUCAUCUCACUUUAUAAUGUAUCAGUGCUCGUGGACGUUACUGAGAUAGCGCUUUGGGCAUUACGAGAGAAAGGAUGCACGUAGUAGAUAAACCCAAAACUCUCAGCGACCUUUUUCUUUUUACCAGUAACGAUAGCUGUUGGUUUGCUCAUGAAUUAUUCAGUGAAGAAGCUGGAGAAGAGACACCGUAGGGAUCUACGCCGUUGGUGGUACCAUUAUUCUCACUUUAUGUGUUUCUUCUAAUAUUAAGAACAGGGUGUACUUUUUGCUCCGAAUUGGAGUGUGUAGUGUUUUGGAACUUCUUGGAAGAUUUAAACGGGGACUCUUAAUCAGAGACAUGAUCUUUCAUGGACAACGCUCUUACAGACUGAUUCACCUCUGGCCGUACGUAUUUUCUAUUUUUCAAUUCUAGAUCUACAGCUAUACUCUGGAAGCUGCUUUAUGGUGCGUAGCGGAGGGUGCUUUGUGUACCACUGUUACUUCCUCCGACCUUUCUCCACUCCAGUCGCAAAUAUUGUGUGCAGGAAGAACGAUUGUUUUAAGGUCUCGUGUAAGUUUGAAUUUCUUAAAUUUUAUCUCGGUAUAUAUAUAGUAGGAGGAAGCAAUUUAUUGGUUGUCUCUCCUACUAAGGUACGAUCUUUGAAUUUUUGCAGUAUACCACAUUGUGGUGCUCAACGCCUCUCUUGUACCGUUUGGCACAAAAGUUGGAUGAGCAUCCCUGUAGCCCUUUCAGGCUUCCCUGGGAUAUCCGUUCUCUCAGAAGUGCUAGUCCAGCAAGGUAUGCGGACGAAAUUUUGUGAAAUUUGGAAAAUAGGAGGGAGAUAUAGGUGGGCAGGGUGUAAGGAUAGGAUCUGAGGUUGACUUGGAUAACGCAGUCAGUAAGAUCAUUUCCUGCAGAAGGAUAUGGUUCUGGGUCCGAAUUCCCGCCCGUUACAUGUUUUUGGAGUGCCACAGAGUUUCUGUGGCAGUGGUUCGGACUUCCGUUAUCCAAAGAUAACAGUUGAAGCAUUACAUAUUGUAUCAGAGUUUAGUCUAGUUACCCCUCUUUCUAUCGUUAAGUGAUGCAUCUACAAGCGAUUCGUGAUCGCAUUCCAGGUUGUGAACGAUUGAAAUGCUAAGCGAUUGCGUCUGUACAGGUGCAUUAAAAAUAACUGUAACUCAAUGUUUUGCGGUUCAUAGGCGGACGAAGUUAUCGGCAACAUACGUCGUUGGUGUGCUUUCAGUUUAUAUCCUAAUACUAUUACAUUAUAUCAAAGAAAGUGAUGACCAACCCAAGUCCAGGUUGUGAACAUUGGAACUGCUGAACGACUGUAUCUUUGCAUGAAGGUUAAGUAUUGUCUAAGAUCAUUUAUCAGUGUUUUUAGAGAUAGACUCAGUACAAGACGAGGUACAACAUUAGUGUUUAAAGUUGUCACUAUUCUGAAAGUGUAGCAGCUGUAUUUCCAGUAGUAACAAUUAGGAAUUUCAUGGAAAUCAAGGGACUUGUAAAUGUUUUAGUAAGUCAUUGAUAGUUGUAUAUUGGCUUUAUAUUAUUUAUGCAGCAGCACCGAUGGUGGUGUUAGAAACAGUGAAACUGCUCCUCUACAGAUAAAAAAUUCCACGUUGCUAAGCUAUACGUGGUAAAAUGAGUUCUUUGAUCAUCACUCUUGAAGGAUUUCAGUAUAUUUAUGCUAUAACCAAAUGAAAUUUGUAAUCAGAUGUAAUAUAGUUCUCAGACUAUUGUGUUCACUAUUUUGUAAAGAGGUCAAUGUCCUCCAGUCACAAAUACAUGAACCAAUAUUUACAGUGAUCAUAAUUACGUAUGUGCAAUAAAAACAGUAUUAUAGCUGUAAUGGAUGUUAGUCAUAAUCCUUUCAGGACUUGUUAUCCUGUGCUUUGUUUAGAGAGAGUGACGUAGUGAAUUUAUCAGAAAUGCUGUUACAUAUUAUGCACAAUGUCUCUAUGAAACCUUCUGUAUAUGAAUUCUAGUUUCCGGUAAUACGGUAAUUGAUGCUUGUCUAUUAAUUAAAGUUAAUUUAUUGCAAUUUGUCAAUCAGCAAGGAAAAUAUAUACUUCACGUUAACAAAAACUGCUUUCGAGUCAAAUCAAAUCGUUAUUUGAGACUUAAGUCUUUCACGGUUUUUUGUUUUGAAAUCAGUAGACGUAAAACUUAGCGCGCUUCACGUUAGAAACAAAAGCAUGAAUCUUCUAAACUGGACAAAAGCGAAAGCAAUGAAAGUGUUACGCACGUUCUCUUUUUAAGUUCUGCGUGUAAUAACAAAAUUUCCAAAUUGUGUUACAAUGACUGUUGCUUCAAUAAAGAAACCUGCUCUUUUUUAUUAUGUUGAAACAUUAAA